GUUCCUCUGCCCUCUGGCUGCCGUUGGUGGUUCUCCAAUCUUACCACUUCGUUUUAAGACGCCAUAGUGAACGAUUUAUUUAACCGGAAAGCCGAAAGUGAGUCGAACUGUUUCACGACGGAGUUUAUUCUUAAUAAUUAUUGCUUGAAACAUCUGAGCGAUGGCAGGAAUUGAAAUAGCUAAGGUAAUACAAGAACCUCAGAAUGUUUCUACAGAAAAUAGUAAUGAAAAUCCACGGGAACGGAAUCCUCCGGGCGAUAAUCGCAGUCCGCGUGGUCGAAGAGGAGGAACACGUUUUUCUAGUGGACGCGGUGGCGGGAUGAGCGGAGGAAACAGAUAUAGCGAUGGACCCGAUCGCAUAAUGGAGCGAAUCAUGAGUAUUAGUGGACCUACGCAUGAUUUGCCACCUCAAGAAACUACAGAAAAAAAAUUUAGUGGUCGUAAUCGUCUGUAUAUUGGAAACUUGACAAAUGACGUUACAGAAGAGGAGAUCCAACAAAUGUUUCAACAAUAUGGUGAAACAUCUGAACUUUUUCUAAAUAAAGAGAAAAACUUUUCAUUUGUUAAAAUGGAUUACAGGGUAAAUGCUGAGAAAGCAAAACAUGAAUUAGAUCGCAAAAUGGUUAAAGGACGUGCACUUAAAGUUCGAUUUGCUCCCCUUGAUUCAACGAUUAAAGUUAAGAAUCUUACACCUUGGAUUUCAAAUGAAUUGCUUGAAAAAGCAUUCAGUGUCUUUGGUGAAAUUGAACGUGCUAUAGUUAUAGUAGAUAAAAAGGGGAAGUCCAGUGGAGAAGGAAUUAUAGAAUUUUGCAAGAAGAACUCAGCCCAACUUGCUUUGAGGAAAUGCACAGAAGGAUGCUACCGUCUAACAGCGUCUCCGUUACCUGUGAUUGUUGAAUUAUUUGAACAACAAGAUGAUAUAGAUGGUUAUCCAGAUAAAACUUUACCUCGAACUACUGAAUUUUUCAAAGCUCGUGAAAUUGGUCCAAGAUUUGCAGAAGUAGGAAGUUUUGAAUAUGAGUAUGGAACAAGAUGGAAACAACUUUAUGAAUUGCGUAAACAAAAAAUAGAAGCAAUAGAAAGAGAAAUGGCAAUCGAGGAAGAAAAAUUGGAAGCUCAAAUGGAGUUUGAGCGAUGCGAGUUCGAAACUAAACGCUUAAGGGAAGAAUUGCGUAUGCGUGAGGCUGAUCGUGAGAGGCAAAAGAGAGAAUGGGAAAUGAAAGAAAGACAGGCUGAAGAACAAAGAACACGCGAGGAAGAGUUACGAAGGCGACAGCAAGAAGAAAUGGCAAUGGCUAUUAGAAGACAAGAAGAGGAGCUGCAUAGGCGUCAACAGGAAAAUAAUUUAUUUUUGCAGGGACAAGCAAUGAGAGGAGGUGGAGGAAGCGGAAUAGUAGGGAAAAGUUAUGAUCCCAUUAGUAACGACCGCGAUGGAUUUGGACAACCUGAUGGUGGAAGCAACAUGCCAGUGGAUCCAAAGACAUUUAUGAAUGCUUAUAAUAAUAUGGAUCGCGGUAGUCGUGGGGUUUACAAUGAUGAUCGUAGUCAAAUGGAUUUAAGGGAUACGAGGGCCAAUAUGGGUGGUAAUAGGGGUGGUAGUCGUGGAAAUAGUGCUGGUGGACGUUGGCAAGGUGGAAAUGAUCGUAAUCGUCAGAAUGAUUAUCCUAAUAAAAGGAGACGGUAUUAAAAAUUGCAGAAUUAAAAUAACUUCUAUUUCUUUAAUUGAUUGAGAAGAAUCGAUAGUUCGCAUUGGUAGUCUUCGCUCAUUUUUUCCAACAACGUUUGCGACCGAUCAUCUCUCUCACAUUUUAUAUCAUAGCAUAGCGUUUUCGGAUAAAAAUAGUAGCAUUACAUCUUUACAAAAUUUUUUCUUUAAUUUCUUCUUAUUAUUUUCUCUUCAAAUGUAAAAUCUAUAUCCGUUUUAUUGGAAAUUCUAGCAGCAAUAAAAGCUUAGUACAGAUUGUUGUCUUCGGGACGAUCGUUCAAAUUAUAGAAUCUACGUUCUUCAUUACUUUGGAUGAAUCACUCCACAUUGUUUCAAAGGGUUGAAAUUCUCUGGGCCGAGAUAGUUUCUCAACAUUACUUCAAUAAGCAAAUCUAAAAUAUCUUAUCGAUGAUGAGAAAACAGUCGAAAUCUCUGUUGUAGAAAUGUUAUCGUUCUCCUUAUAUAACGUACAGUCAUUUUUAAUGCUCUAACUUCACCCAUUUCUCGAAUUUAAAAAAAAUCUUAAUACAAUGUUCUAUGAAUUUUUGUAAAUUUUUCGAUGAAGUAUAGAUAUAUUCUUCUACGAAUAUAAAUAUGCGAAUAUAAAGGAUAUCCAUUUAAAAGAAUACUAAUUUGUCACCAAUUUGAUACGUGUAUUGUCAAGUUGCGAAGACUGGCAGAUAUCUUUUUGACUGAAUUGUAAAAAAGAAAUCAAAACACUGUUAAAAACAUUGAUUAGCAACUCGAUCAUAUCAUUUUUAAUGGUAAAGAAAGAACUUGAGUACAGAGUAAUACCGAUUUCUAAAGGAGAGAAUCGCAUAUAGUGGAAAACUGAACCCUAAGUUGUCAAUAGUAGAACAGUGUUAUUUCAUAAAUUUUUGCCAUGCUAACAUAUAAAUAGUAAUGUAUAAUCUCAUAGGAUUUUACUUCAUGAAACAAUAUGUAAAUAUUACAAAUAAUGUAUAUUAACUUUUAUUGCUACUGUAUUGUCAUAGUAUAUACUAUAUUCUAUUCAUAGUUUGUCAUUUCAUUUGAUUCGAUAGAUUUCCAAAGUGAAAGUAUAUACUCUGAUCGUAUCUUUGGUUUUGUUCUUUAUGAUUAUAUAAAAAAAUAUGAAAUUAGCUUAUAAGCGAAAAGUGCGUUUAAUAUUGACUGAUACCAAUAUCAAAGUCAUUUGGUAACUUACCUUUUUAAGAACAAAUAAAAUUGUACAGGCGUAUAUAUGUGUCUGUAUCAAAGAUUGUUUGUUUUACCUUGUGCAUUAUCUCUGUUCGUACAUACGUACACGCAAUCGUACUACACGCUAUCGUAUUACAUAUAGGUGAUAAUUAAGCGAAAGUAUUUUGACAUUGGUAUAUAUAUUAAAUUUCUUUAACUUAAAUGUGAGUUGUGAAUUUCCUAAAAGAAUAGGGACAUUAUAAUUAAAAUAGAAAGUAAUAACAGUAUUAUUUUUUUGUCUUAAACAGCGUUAUAAAAUGUAUCUCUUUUCAAAUGAAUUUUCUUUUUAUAAUCGUUUGAGAAUUCAUUUGAGAUAAAUGUUAAUCAUUAAAAGAUAGUAAACUUUGUCAUAUGAAAAUACUUGCAACGUAUUUGCUUGCCUCAUUUUGGCAGAAAAUUGACAUUUUCAUAUUGACGUUUUAAAUAAAGUUAUAGGCAAUUUAGUAUAAUGAAAAGUAUAUUUACUUAGAGAGAAUUUAAAAAUCAUGGUGAAUGUAAUAUAAAGGAACUAUCUAUUCUGUUUUUAUUAAAAAUCUAUUAUUUUUAAAUAUCGCCGCAUUUCUUUCAGGAAAUCUUCAACAUAAAUCUUUUAAUAAUGUGAGUUUAUAGUACAAAUUUUUAUUAUGAAAAUAUUUUGUAUUUUUUCUAUUCACUUUUUAUAUCAACUAUAAUAUUUACCUUUCCUUCGGAAAAUUUUGUUUAAUUAAAGAUAUAAUAUGAAACAGAAAAAUAUAUUUUCAUAAAAUCUA
Messenger RNA from Bombus pascuorum, 3672 nucleotides. RefSeq names its product hrp65 protein-like. Gene Ontology annotation, molecular function: RNA binding. NCBI's taxonomy places the organism in Eukaryota, Metazoa, Arthropoda, Insecta, Hymenoptera, Apidae. The transcript is spliced from 8 exons. Gene Ontology annotation, cellular component: nucleus. Gene Ontology annotation, biological process: regulation of DNA-templated transcription. The coding region runs from base 161 to 1687 and encodes 508 amino acids. The record is from RefSeq and is a predicted model, not a curated record.